Naumovozyma castellii is the source of this 654-nucleotide messenger RNA. RefSeq names its product DNA 5'-adenosine monophosphate hydrolase (gene HNT3). Bases 1 to 654 code for a protein of 217 amino acids. Lineage: Eukaryota; Fungi; Ascomycota; Saccharomycetes; Saccharomycetales; Saccharomycetaceae. The record is from RefSeq and is a predicted model, not a curated record. The transcript has a single exon.
AUGAUGCCAUGGAGGUUUGCCUUGAAGCAGUACAUUGUCCAUCCAGAAAGAACUCCAGCUAGCCAAUUGAUAUAUUAUAAUGAUAAAGUCAGCAUCAUCAAUGAUGGGUUCCCAAAAUCUAUAUGUCAUCUACUGGUAAUGCCGAGAGAUUCAAAUCUUACUAAGAAACACCCCACAGUAAGUCUUACAGAGGAUAUCAAAGCUGAGUUAUGGCCGUAUGUGGAGAUGGCACAGAAUCACAUUUUCGAAACGUUUACGAAUGAAUAUGAACUGGUUGAACCUAUCCCUAAUUGUUUCGAAACCAUUGAAGAUUUCCGUGAUAAAGAGACCUUCAUCAACAAUUUUAUACAAGUUGGUGUUCACAGUGUACCUUCCAUGGGGAAUUUACAUAUUCAUGUCAUUACUAAGGACUUUCAUUCUGAUAAUUUGAAAAGGAAGAAUCAUUACAUUUCCUUUACUACUACAUUUUUUAAGAAAUGGGAAGAAUUGCCCCUAAGUGAAAUCCCUGACAGAGAUUAUAUGAUUAAUGAGGUGAUUAAACAUCACGAUCUAAUAUGUAGUUAUUGUGGUAAAAAUUUCUUUAAUAAGUUUGCUAAAUUGAAAUCACAUUUAGAUGACGAAUUUACAUUGCAUUUUAAAAAAAAAAUUGAGUAA